UUAUCAAGAAAGCCUCCAGGAGCGAGGGAGCCUGAGAUUGUACGACUGCACGAGCGAAGCAAUGCCUAAGUCAAAGGAACUUGUUUCUUCAAGCUCUUCUGGUAGUGAUUCUGACAGCGAAGUUGACAAAAAGUUAAAGAGGAAAAAGCAAGUUGCUCCAGAAAAACCUGUGAAGAAGCAAAAGACUGGUGAAACUUCAAGAGCUCUGUCAUCUUCCAAACAGAGCAGCAGCAGCAGAGAUGAUAACAUGUUUCAGAUUGGGAAAAUGAGGUAUGUUAGUGUUCGGGACUUUAAAGGGAAAGUUCUAAUUGAUAUUAGAGAAUAUUGGAUGGAUCCAGAAGGUGAAAUGAAACCAGGAAGAAAAGGUAUUUCUUUAAAUCCGGAGCAAUGGAGCCAGCUGAAGGAACAGAUUUCCGACAUUGAUGAUGCAGUAAGAAAACUGUAAAAUUCGAGCCAUAUAAAACCUGUACUGUUCUAGUUGUUUUAA
Molecule: messenger RNA, 487 nt
Organism: Microcebus murinus (gray mouse lemur)
Lineage: Eukaryota; Metazoa; Chordata; Mammalia; Primates; Cheirogaleidae
Product: activated RNA polymerase II transcriptional coactivator p15
Biological process (GO): positive regulation of transcription initiation by RNA polymerase II
Molecular function (GO): DNA binding; transcription coactivator activity
Source: RefSeq, a predicted model, not a curated record